ACAAGUGAUAUAGCCUACUUCGAAUUAGCGUGCUUUCCAUAACAGUGGACAUGACUACAAAGUAUUCCUUCAAGACGUCUGCAUAAGACUGCUGCUGAGUAAAGCUGACAAAGUAGUGUUUUUUCUUAAUUUAACCACAGAAUGCUAGAUGUGUGACUAGUAUGAUAAUGAAGUAACGGGCCAGUGAGCCUGGGGAGGUCAUGAACUGUUGGUCUAUAAUAGUUAACGGAAUUGACUGAAGAAUUUGAGAAGACGAGGAAAGAGGACCCAAGACAAAUAUAUAUAUGAAUGUGAAGAGAAUGCCUUUAGAUUUUGCACUUGGAUUCGUUUUACAAUUAAGAUCAACCAAUCUCUGCAAGAACUUCAGUUAAUUUAGCAGUUUGGACAUGUGAAACUACGACAGGGUGGAGAUAAGCUGACAGCAUCACCUCGUAGUUGUAGGAGCAUUUCAAUAAUAGUUCGCAAUACAGUCAAGUACAAAAACGCCUUUGGAAUGGGCUUUGUGGGAGCGGUAUGACAGAAAGAAAGGAAAUGUGUUACAGAUUUCCUCACUGGUUAUGGGUCUGUUUUCUGGGGCUAGUGGAAAAACGUUUCAUAUAACAAUACAUAACGUAAAACGGCAAGGACGAGCUACGAACGUUAGAGAGCACUGUCUCCGAAACGGUAUGUCGGCAAAUUUGAGCGUUUGAAUAAAGAACACACCCCCAUCAAACUUAAGCAGGGUUGGAGGCAGGUAGUUGGUGAGACUGGGGAGUAAAGACUAAGUAGAAGCUGAAGUUUGUUGGAUGACAAUUAACACAUUAAAAAGAGAAAUGUCUUCGGGGUACAAAUCUUGGAUACUCCUCACAGGUUUCAUUUUAUUCUAUAUUACUUAUCUAAUGCUCGGAGCGCUGGUUUUCUCCACCAUCGAGCGGCCGGUAGAGGACACAUUAAAAACUGACAUUAAAGCCCUGAAAGAAGAAUUCCUCAAUCAAAGUUGCGUUAAUGCAACAUCACUAGACAACUUUUUGGAGCGAGUUUUACAAGCCAACAAGUAUGGUAUAUCUGUUCUUCCGAAUUCUUCUGCGAGUUCAAAUUGGGACUUGGCUUCCUCGUUGUUUUUCGCCAACACUUUAGUAACGACAGUCGGAUAUGGCCACACCACACCGCUGUCAGACACUGGCAAGGCCUUCUCCAUCUUCUAUGCCCUGGUGGGAGUGCCCUUCACAAUGUUGGUGCUGACCGCCUGCGUCCAGAGGCUGAUGCAUCUGGUGACCUACGGGCCCAUCGGCGUGUGCCGUCGGCGGAUGGGCCUGGAUCCCCGCACCGCCACUGCCGUGCACUUUGCCGUCCUGCUGCUGCUGGUCGUCCUGGGGUUCUUCGUGGUGCCCGCUGUGGUGUUCAGCCAGAUCGAAGACACCUGGUCCUUCCUGGAUGCUGUGUACUUCUGCUUCAUCUCGCUGUGUACCAUUGGGCUGGGUGACUAUGUUCCUGGUGAGCAGCCCAGUCAGAGGUUCAGGGCACUCUAUAAGAUCUCUGUGAUGGUGUACCUGUUCUUAGGGCUGAUGAUGAUGUACCUAGUCCUGCGUUCCUUCCACCGGAUGGCCGACCUGCACGGGCUGACCGCGUUCUUCCAGCUCCCCCACUGCGACGAGGACGCCGAGGACCGGGAGCCCAUCGUCAAGGCUGGCUCGGAGGACCAGAACGAGAAUGACCUGAAUGCCUCGGCCAAGCCCCUGGAUCCCACCUCCAAGAGCUCCUACAACGCCAUUCAGAGAUAGGGACUUACUCCACUCUGGUACUUUGGUCCCCUAGCUCAGCUGAACUGUCACUGUUUUACAGAAACCCAGGGUUGAGGUUUAAACCUGAGCCUACGUACACUUCACCGCUGCAACUCAUGGCAGGCCUUCCACGGCGGCCCAGCUAAACCAAAAAGAAACCAGAUAUGUACAGGUUCAACAGACCGCGUGUUGUUUUAUAACUUACUUAGAGAUUGUGUGGUUGGGAAUGAGAAGGGUAACCAUUUUUGUUUCAGACCAAAAAUGCAUGCGUGUUUAUCACAGCUCUGCGUUGCUGGGGGAAAGGGCACAUUUAGGAUAGUUCUAAAGGUUUUAAAAUGUCAAUAAUUUGUCUGUUUGGGCCUAGUUUGGUGGAGAACGGUGGGGGAAGCCAGUUCAAAUCACUAAAUUAAUUUGAUGACAUCUAACAGUUAAGCACCAGUUUUAAAACCCUAUUUAUGCCUUCUAUUUAUAGACCCAAUAGGAUCAAAUGCCACCAUACUGUUUAGCAAAAAUAAUUUUCUAUGAUAUUUUAGCCAUAUUUCCCAGUCAACUGUUUUAUUUAUAUACAUACAUGUUUGAAUUUGAUACUGAAUGAUCUAUUGUGGCCAUCUUCAAAUGUAUUGGCAUUCCACAGUGACAGAAGUGAAGAAGCUUUUGGAAGAUCUCAACUUCAUACUCCUUGGUCUUAGAACCCAUUAGACAAGAGGUUGGGAGGUCCGUCUUCUCUGACCUUCUCCUAAGAGUUUUUGAGAAGGAUGUCGGUAUUAUGAAAUACGUUUUCUUAUUGUCUAGAAUCAUGUGAUGGAGCAAAUUCCCCGGACCAGGAUGGAUCUUUCCCACUUUGUUUAAGACAAUCAUGUUAUAGUACAUGCGUAAUCAAAAAUAAGGAUAUUACCUGAAGGAUUAACAAGUUAUCGACCAAAAAAAUGUAUGUAAUGAGGCUUGUAAUUAACAACCAAGUGGCUCUCCUGGUGAAGGGCUGUCAGUUGUUAAAUAUUAGAAUGUGGUGUUAUUUGUUCCACAAUGAGAAAUGUAAUUCCUGUCAUGUCAGUUUUUUUACAACGUUGGAAACUUUUCACAUGCACUUUAAAUAUUGAACAGUACAUUGUCUGGUAUACGGCACAAAACAUUGUUGUGAGCCUCUAAGAUUUUUCUUAGCUUUUUUUUUUUUUGGGGGGGGGGGGGUAUGGUACUGUAAUACCUGGAGGUUGUCAUACUAUAAUAAACUAUUCAAAUGUA
Molecule: messenger RNA, 2999 nt
Organism: Esox lucius (northern pike)
Lineage: Eukaryota; Metazoa; Chordata; Actinopteri; Esociformes; Esocidae
Gene: kcnk6
Product: potassium channel, subfamily K, member 6
Exons: 3
Coding region: 786-1760 (324 amino acids)
Biological process (GO): stabilization of membrane potential; potassium ion transmembrane transport
Cellular component (GO): membrane
Molecular function (GO): potassium ion leak channel activity
Source: RefSeq, a predicted model, not a curated record